GACAGGACAGACAAGAGGGACGUUCAGAAUCUAAGCUAAAACCUUAGAAAGAGUGGCAAAUGAAAAUGGCGACGAGAGAGAGAGAGAGGGAGAGAGAUCGAGAGCUUCUGAUUCCCGUAGCAGGAAGCAUUUCAGAGGAUGGAGGCUCGGAAUCAUUGUCGGAAUCACCAUCUCCUUCUGUUUCUUCGUCUCAUCAUCUCACCGGAAGAGAGGCCUUUUAUAAAGUCUUCCGUAGCUGGGCUUCAAAAAAGUUUGUGACAGGAUGUGUCAUACUUCUUCCCAUAGCCAUCACUUUCUACAUCACUUGGUGGUUCGUUCACUUUGUAGAUGGAUUCUUCUCCCCAAUCUACACUCAUCUGGGGAUCAAUAUAUUUGGUCUUGGAUUCAUCACUUCGAUCACUUUCAUCUUCUUAGUUGGUCUGUUCAUGUCCUCAUGGUUGGGUGCUUCUGUUCUUGGUUUGGGUGAAUGGUUCAUUAAGAAAAUGCCACUUGUAAGUUACAUUUAUUCUGCCUCAAAGCAAAUAAGUGCGGCAAUAUCACCAGAUCAGAACUCCCAUGCCUUCAAGGAAGUGGCUAUCAUAAGGCAUCCACGUGUUGGAGAGUAUGCAUUCGCCUUCAUCACAUCAUCGGUGAUCCUCCAAAGGAGUGACGGGGAAGAGGAGCUCUACUGUGUUUACGUACCCUCAAACCACUUAUAUGUUGGAGAUGUUUUCCUCGUCAGCUCAAAGGAUAUUAUGAGGCCAAAUUUAUCUGUACGAGAAGGGAUUGAAAUUGUAAUUUCUGUGGGAAUGUCAAUACCUCAAAUAAUAACUACAGUGGAUGCAAAAGCCAUUCAGCCUGCAAGAGUUGGCAGGAGCCCGAAAUUCACGAUUGCAAAAGUCUAAGGGGAAUCUGUAAAUAACGAACCUUCUUUUAUUGAUUUUUAACCUCUAGGAAACAUUGGAUGUUGGUCA
This is a messenger RNA of Telopea speciosissima, 953 nucleotides long. RefSeq names its product protein LIKE COV 1-like. The record is from RefSeq and is a predicted model, not a curated record. The transcript has 6 exons. Bases 60 to 884 code for a protein of 274 amino acids. Gene Ontology annotation, cellular component: Golgi apparatus. Lineage: Eukaryota; Viridiplantae; Streptophyta; Magnoliopsida; Proteales; Proteaceae.